Molecule: messenger RNA, 532 nt
Organism: Phodopus roborovskii (desert hamster)
Lineage: Eukaryota; Metazoa; Chordata; Mammalia; Rodentia; Cricetidae
Product: 60S ribosomal protein L23a
Exons: 1
Coding region: 7-477 (156 amino acids)
Biological process (GO): translation; ribosomal large subunit assembly
Cellular component (GO): cytosolic large ribosomal subunit; ribosome
Molecular function (GO): structural constituent of ribosome; rRNA binding
Source: RefSeq, a predicted model, not a curated record
GCCAAGAUGGCGCCGAAAGCGAAGAAGGAAGCUCCUGCCCCUCCCAAAGCCGAAGCCAAAGCGAAGGCCUUGAAAGCCAAGAAGGCAGUGCUGAAAGGCAUCCACAGCCAUAAAAAGAAGAAGAUCCAUACGUCACCCACCUUCCGGCGGCCCAAGACCCUGCGGCUCCGGAGGCAGCCCAAAUACCCUCGGAAGAGUGCGCCCCGGAGAAACAAGCUUGACCACUAUGCCAUCAUCAAAUUCCCUCUGACCACUGAGUCAGCCAUGAAGAAGAAAGAAGACAACAACACACUUGUGUUCAUUGUGGACGUCAAGGCUAACAAGCACCAGAUCAAACAGGCUGUGAAGAAACUCUAUGACAUUGAUGUGGCCAAAGUAAACACCCUCAUAAGGCCUGACAGAGAGAAGAAGGCGUAUGUUCGGUUGGCUCCUGAUUAUGAUGCUCUGGAUGUUGCCAACAAAAUUGGGAUCAUUUAAACUGAGUCCAGCUGGCUAAUUCCAAAUACACACUUUUUCACCAUAAAAAAAAAAA